Lachnellula hyalina is the source of this 1254-nucleotide messenger RNA. RefSeq names its product putative GPI-anchored cupredoxin. The coding region runs from base 1 to 1254 and encodes 417 amino acids. The transcript has 2 exons. NCBI's taxonomy places the organism in Eukaryota, Fungi, Ascomycota, Leotiomycetes, Helotiales, Lachnaceae. The record is from RefSeq and is a predicted model, not a curated record.
AUGAAGGUCUCUGGAAUUUCUGCCCUUGCUUGCAUACUUGCCCCUGGCUCAUGUGCUACUGGUUCAUAUAGUGGAAGUUCAUAUGGAAACAAAACUGUCACAGUCACUUCCACCGUCACAGCUCCUAGCUCUACCGUUACCGCUACCGUUACCGUUACCGCUCCGGCAUCAUAUAACAAUCAGGGCGCCACAAGCUAUGGUUCAUCCGGUGGCACAAUUGUUGGCGGUGGCGGUUCUAAAAGUUAUAUUCCAGCUUCUUCAACAUAUAUCGGCCCUCCAUCAACUUACGUCGGCAACUCAAAGUCGGGUGCAAUCGCUCCCCCAUAUGUCGCUACAUCUGGCACUGUGGUAACCUCCGUAGACUAUAGCUACAAGGCAACUUCUGUCUGGGUCUAUCCUGUGGGAUCCAGCCCAACCAAGGAUUGCACUGUUGCGAUUUACGAGGAGACUACUGUCACCGUCGUUGUCAUCAACAUCAAUAUUACCAUCAUCAAUGGUCAAGCAACAACAAUCUGUUCCACGAUCAGCGGACAAAUGCCAACAACGACACCACCCAUACCAGCGCCACCAACCACCUAUUCGCAACCUCCUACUUCAACUUCUGUCUGGAUUCCCGGUGGCGGAUAUAACGGCACAAUGACUCAAUCCAAGUCUGCUGGUUCAACUUCUACCUCCACUCCCGGCGGUGGAUCCAACAGCACCAAGGUCCACAACGUAGUUGUCGGCGCCGAGGGCAAACUCCUGUACAAGGACAAUCAAAUCAUUGCUAGCAUUGGUGAUAUCAUCCGAUUCGACUUCAACAGCACCAAUCACACCGUCACGCAAUCAACCCUCCAAAAGCCUUGCGAGCCACUCAAGGAUGGCUUCGAUACCGGAUUCACGCACUUUAACAACCAGAGCCGCACCGGUGUUCUCCCAACCGUAGACUUCGUCGUCAGCGUCUCUACGCCCCUCUGGUUCUACUGCGCACAGCCCAAGGGAACUCACUGCCAAAAGGGUAUGGUUCUCGGCAUUAACCCAGGUACCAAGUUCCCUGAAUUCCUGAGCGCCGCCACUGCUUCAACUGGCUUCUCUAAGAGCACUGGCACCCCAUCCGGAACCGGUGCCUACGGAACCGGCAAGACUUCUUCCAGCAGCCCCAGUGCCUCUGCAUCUAAAUCCUCCACAAUCAGCGGUUCAGCUCAGCACCCAACCACUUCCACGACUGCCCCUGGUGAAUACCAAUAUGCCAAGCGCGGCUACUGGGGGGCAUAA